CAAACAGUUGACUAGUGAAAAUUAUGAGGCUUCAGCUAGCUAAGCGCCUAGCUGGGUUUUCAUUGUUGGAUAGAUCAUAGCUGGAUCUUCAUCUAGAUCUCUCUACUAUCACUAGUUUCAAAUAAUCCAUGAUCAGAUCUGCACCUUAAUCUCUGUAAAUUAAUGGCCAUGUUUCUUCCUCUUACAAUUUUCUUGAUCUCUUUGUCUUCCUUCUCUUCAUCUCCAUCUCAUGCAAAAGACACACUCACACCUGCAGACAUGCUGACAGACAACAAAACCCUAGUCUCAGCCGGUGGAAUUUUCGAGCUUGGCUUCUUCAACGAAACCAUUUCGGGAUAUCACUACCUGGGAAUUUGGUUCAAAGCUGAUGCUACCAAGGUUGUCUGGGUUGGUAACCGCGAUGUCGCCAUAUUGGAUUCCUCCGGUGUGCUACAAAUCCGGUCUGGGAAUCUGCUUCUCUCUGACCGUCGACUAGUGCAAGUCAUAGUCAACGCAGCAAAUGUUGCCUCCUCCCCCAACACAACUGCAACGCUUCUCGACACUGGAAAUUUUGUGCUUAAAGAAGCAGAUACAGGUACUGUUAUAUGGCAAAGUUUUGAUGUACCAAGUGAUACAUAUCUUCCUGGGAUGGAACUAGGGUUGUUUGAACUAAACAAAACGCAGCCAAGCUAUAACAUCCUUGUUUCUUGGGCAAGCCCCCAAAACCCAGCUCGUGGUCUCUUCACUUUAACCAUGGACCGGAUCAACUUCACAAAGCUUACUGUUUGGAGAGGAGAUGGACGCCAGAUGGAUAUCGCGUUCUGGGAUGGACAACACCUAAGGUUUAUUUUUGACAACACAACUGAAAAUAAUGACUACACUUUUAGGUACCAAACCAUUGAUGAAGAGGCUGCCUACUACACCUUUAGCAACAAUAAGAAGUACGACCUCAUAUGGUUUGUCAUGUCUUCAACUGGAAAUUUGGACCAGUUUUUUUUGGCAAACGGGAAUAUUUGGUCUGUGAGUCAUAGUUUGUGUGAGGACUCAAGCGGGGGUAAUACCGGAAAAUGCUUGGCGACUUUACCAUCUAUGUGUGACCGUGGCGAUGAUUUUUCUGUGAUGAAUGGUUCGUUGCCAUCUGCGUUUAAUAAUGGAUCCAUUUAUAUGGGUACUAGUGAUUGUGAAACAUUGUGCAAGAGCAAUUGUUCUUGCACUGCAUUUGUUGCGGCUCAAGAUGGUCAACCAGUUUGUCAACUUUAUUAUCAGAGUAAGAAGGAUAUUUUGAAGGUUGUUGAUGAGAAGGGCUCUGGGAUUAUUUACAUUCGUGGUAGUACUUCUUCAAGUGAUGGUAAAAAUUUGAAAUUCUGGCUGGCUAUUGCACUUCCUUUGGCUUUCCUCUUGAUUCUUAUGCCAAUAUCGUUAUGCUGCUAUCUGCAUUAUGGAAAGAGACUUCAAGGAGAUGAAGCAAGCAGACAACAAGAGAUUAUCAAUUCGGAUCAAGUGAGAUUAUUCCAAAUUGGUUCCACCGACGUGUCACCAAUUCAAUAUAACGGAGCUAAAAUUGUGAAUAUAAUGGAAUUAGGCAGGCAAAAGGAUCAAGAAUUGCCCUUGUUUAGUUUUUCUUCUAUACAAACUGCGACCAAUGACUUUGCCAAGGCUAAUAAACUGGGGGAAGGUGGAUAUGGCCCUGUUUAUAAGGGUUUGCUAAUGGAUGGGAGGGAAAUUGCAGUAAAAAGGUUGUCCGAAAUUUCGAGGCAAGGGUUGGAGGAGUUCAAAAACGAAGUGUUAGUUAUUUGUAAGCUUCAGCACAGGAAUUUGGUUAGGCUUUUGGGAUGCUGCAUUGAAGGAGAAGAAAGUAUACUAAUUUAUGAGUAUAUGCCCAACAAAAGCCUGGAUUCUUUCAUUUUUGAUUCAACCAAACGGAAGCUUUUGGAUUGGAGAAAGCGCAUGAACAUUAUUGAAGGGAUUGCUCAAGGCAUCCUAUAUCUUCACAAAUACUCAAGAUUAAGGAUCAUUCACCGCGAUUUAAAGACGAGCAAUAUUCUCUUGGAUAGUGGCAUGAACCCUAAAAUAUCGGAUUUUGGCAUGGCGAGAAUUUUCGCAGACAGUGACACUAAAGGAAAAACAAGCCGGGUUGUUGGUACAUUUGGUUAUAUGUCUCCCGAGUAUGCCAUGGGUGGCCUUUUUUCCAAAAAGUCAGAUGUGUUUAGCUUUGGAGUGAUCUUAUUAGAGAUCAUAAGUGGCAAGAAGAACAUUGCCUUCUUUGAGGCUGAUGAUCCACUAAACUUACUAGGCAAUGCCUGGAGUUUGUGGAAAGAAGGCAAGAGCAAUGAAUUGAUGGAUUCGACAUUGUCUGGUUCUUGUUCGAGUAAUGAAGGUACCAGAUGCAUUCAGGUGGGUCUUUUGUGUGUGCAAGAAAGAGCUAUGGAUCGACCAAAUAUGUCGGAUGUUGUUUUGAUGCUAAGCAAUGAAACAUUUGCUCUGCCUCUUCCUAAAAAAGAACCUGCAUCUUGGAGUCAGCUAAGUUCCACUGAUGUAGAUUCAUCUUCAAGUAGGCAAAGACAUCAAUCUACAAUAGAUGUGACGACUUCAACAAUACAUGCUAGCUAG
Messenger RNA from Pyrus x bretschneideri (Chinese white pear), 2589 nucleotides. Its product is annotated as G-type lectin S-receptor-like serine/threonine-protein kinase B120. NCBI's taxonomy places the organism in Eukaryota, Viridiplantae, Streptophyta, Magnoliopsida, Rosales, Rosaceae. Bases 163 to 2589 code for a protein of 808 amino acids. The record is from RefSeq and is a predicted model, not a curated record. Gene Ontology annotation, molecular function: ATP binding; protein serine/threonine kinase activity. Gene Ontology annotation, biological process: protein phosphorylation. The transcript is spliced from 8 exons.